UUGAAAAAUUAAAGGGCAGUCCAAAACAUUCUUCAAAAAGGAAAGAAGAAAAAUGACUCCAAACAAUAAGCAACAGAGGUUAGGGUUUCACUAGGAAUUAAACCGAAAAAUGGACUCCAAUUACCGAAGCAACACCGGCACCGGCAAGUCAUCGGCGGCUGCUGCUCCCCAGCUGACUGGGGAGGCGGCGGCUGAGUUCCAACAAGGCAUCAAUUUACUGCUUUCUCGAUGGACAGCACUUCAAAUGGCCGUUCAGAGCGAGUGGGGUGGCCCCCAGUCUCGUCUUAAGUCCCAGCAACUCGAACUCGACCUCUUUUCACUUCUUGCUGGAUCCAAAGAGAGAGUAUAUAUGGAUGACGUGGAGGAUCUUCUUGAUGAUUCAAUGCUAUCUCUUGGUACUGAGAUUGCCGAUGGCAGUAUAGAGGAGAUAGCUGAAAAAUUGAUGUUUAUGCAUGAAGAAUGUUUGAAAGGUGAUUUUAGUUCCAUACAAAGGCUUAGGGCAACUAAUCCUCCACCAGGAGCAGCCACCCAUGUUACACAGAUACAGGCCAGCAGCGACAGCGAUAGUGAUGAUAAUGAAGACAGUGAUAAUGGUAAUGGGCCAAAUGAUGGCUCGUCAAAGAUGGUGGUCGAUGUUCCACAAUCCCAUUCUGUCAUGAAUAGGGAAGAAAUGAUGGUGGAUGAGUCUAUACCCCAGGAACCAGCUGAAACAGAAGAUGGAUGGACUGUGGUUGCAUCUAAGCGGAACAGAGUGAAUAUGAUGGAUAUUUCCGUGUGUGAUGAGACCGCUUCCAUAUUCAGCUUAAUUGUGCUUAGCCAUGACUGGUCUAGCUAGCUAUUGAGCAUGAGAAUUCACCCAAGAGCAGCUCAACUCUUGGUGGGAAGAGUUCAAAGCUGCAGUAGGAACUCUCUCUCAAUUCUGUUGUCCUGACACACUUCCAACUAUCACUGAAGGCAUACUUUCAUUGAGAGGCGCCUAGAGGUGCAACAGAAGAGAAACAAAGGGACAGGGGCAAGAACGGUUGCACCUGUGUGCAUCUUGCACACGGCGUAACUCUAUUUAUACAUGGUGUAACUUACUUUCAACAACGUGUAAUUUUAGAACAAAAUUUUGUGGAUCUUAUACAUAUUGUUAAAAAUGAGAUACAAGAUGAAAUUUGGACCGUAAAAUUUUUUUU
This is a messenger RNA of Coffea arabica (coffee), 1178 nucleotides long. RefSeq lists its product as uncharacterized. NCBI's taxonomy places the organism in Eukaryota, Viridiplantae, Streptophyta, Magnoliopsida, Gentianales, Rubiaceae. The record is from RefSeq and is a predicted model, not a curated record.